Molecule: messenger RNA, 1533 nt
Organism: Folsomia candida
Lineage: Eukaryota; Metazoa; Arthropoda; Collembola; Entomobryomorpha; Isotomidae
Exons: 4
Coding region: 356-868 (170 amino acids)
Source: RefSeq, a predicted model, not a curated record
AUAAUUCAUGAUUAUACAAAUACGAAUAAUCUCAUAAUGCAACAAUCAUUGAAAGCCAAGUUGGGGCUCUUAUGUUUUUUGAACUUACAAUAACAUUGAGUUGAGUCUCAUUUUGCCCCACGUUUAAACCAAGUUCGAGCGCAUACCUUCAAAUUGGACACACAAACACAGUCACUCACCGCUAUUCUUGGUAUUGGUGGGCGCCUAAAGAAGAGAGCACGGGCGCUCGGCAAUAAAACGACUUCACAAAGUCUCAAUUUUAUCAGUCUGACUCCAGCCAAGCCAGAAGGAGGAAGUUCUCACUCUGCUGGCCUAGUUUUUUUCUGGUUAUAACCACAAGAAAUUCUUGUCAAGAAUGAUUAAAAAUUCUGAAAAAAUGACGAAAACUUGCUGUUUCGCCUGCAUUUCGGUGGGACGUCGAACGCUCAUCAUUGGAAUUCUCAACAUCAUCUGCGCCAUCCUCUCCGUGGUCCUGAAUUCUAUGGAGAUCUCCCAUUGGACGAAGAUCAAGUACCCCGAUCCAAUUAAGGAACCUAACUUUCGUCAAACUAUCAAUAGCUACAUCACGUUCAGUUGUAUCCAGAUCUUCAUCGCGGUCGUGUACUUGAUCUUGUCAUGCCUCAUAGUGGAUGGAUAUCGCAUGCGAAAACACCGCUUCAUCACGCCAUGGUUGGUCUGGAACUAUGUGGCCCUUUGCCUCGUUGCUGCCGCGACUGCUUAUCUGUUUUUACUGCUCGCCGCCGGUGGAGAAGUCGGUGCGGGAUUCAUUGUUCUCGCUGUUAGCAGCCUUAUCCUGUCAGUGCAGUCCUACUUUGUUUAUGUGGUGAAAACCUUCGUCGACGGGUUAAAGGGAAGCUCGAUUUGUUAAAUUUUGGACGUACUACUGGAUCAAAUGGUUGAAAAGGAUGGACUUGAUUACUGGAUGAAAUGCUACAAAUUUUGUUUUUUCUUACUAUAUACUAUUAUACUCACACUUGCUAGUUUGUGGAUCGGCGCACCACUGGUUCUCAAAAAAUGCGCACCGAACCACACCGCGAACCACACCCGGUGUGGUUCGCGGUGUGGUGCGCUGGGUUUCAGACUUUUGCUGGUGUGGUUCGCGGUGUGGUGCGCUGGUUCGGAGCUGUGGUUCGCGGUGUGGUGCGCUGGCUGGGAGGUGCGGUUUGCUAUUGUUAAUCGCAAAUGAACCUUUUAACCUUUACUAAAAAUUUGGCUCAAGAAUGAUUCAGUGGACGUGUAAAACUUUUUUUUACUUGCAGUCCAAAAUUGUCUAAUGAGACCAUUUGCCAAUUUGCUACAGCUUCUGAAUUCAUGCCGUUUUAUUAAAUAUAUUUUCAGAUAUAAUGUCCUUUCAAUUUUGAGAAAUGUAAUUAGCAAUACCACGAAAUUUGAAGAUAGCCUUUUACUAAAUUUGUGGUGUUACAUACGAACACAUGUAAACAAAUAUAUCUGAUGAGAAAUGAAUCAUAAAUUCUCUAAAUCGUGCCGAGUCAUACUGUGUAUACAUAAUAUGCUCAAACUGAAAAGGAAUAA